Zootoca vivipara (common lizard) is the source of this 2649-nucleotide messenger RNA. It is a transcript of the gene GALNT18, whose product is annotated as polypeptide N-acetylgalactosaminyltransferase 18. Gene Ontology annotation, cellular component: Golgi apparatus. The record is from RefSeq and is a predicted model, not a curated record. Gene Ontology annotation, molecular function: polypeptide N-acetylgalactosaminyltransferase activity. NCBI's taxonomy places the organism in Eukaryota, Metazoa, Chordata, Lepidosauria, Squamata, Lacertidae. Gene Ontology annotation, biological process: protein O-linked glycosylation.
CGGCUUCCAAGGGCUGGCUUUGGAGCGGUGGCUGCGAGGCUGUGGGAAGCAGCGCCGAGGAGGAGAACAAAGUUUUCGCAACAUUUGGGCACCUGACUCCGCACCUUUCCACGCGCCUGGUGUCCAGAGCGAAGCUGCUCAGCCUGGAAGAGGACGGGUUUGCUCUUGGUGCGGCUCUUGAGGGGUGGGAAAGCAAAAAAGUUUUAGGCUCUUUUUAUUUUAUUAUUUUAAGCCUGCGGGGAUCCUCGAGGUGCCAACUCUGCUUCGGGGUAGGCAAGGGAUGUUCUUCGUCCGGGGAGCAGCCCCCGUUUCGCAUGGGAACUCACUGACUUGAGCGGCGUGCUUCGCGCUCCCCAGUCCUCGGAGAAAGUGAAGGCAGGCUGUUAAUAAUACACACGCCGACUAUUUCUUCAUAGCGUGCGGUGGGUUUGUGUGUUUCUCUCUCGCCGCCCCGUUUGGUAACCGGACCACAGGGUUUCCUUGGAGCUAUAUGGAGGGAUCUCAGCAUGGCUUGCACCAGGAAAACCAAAACUUUGGUGUCCACCUGCGUGAUCCUGAGUGGAAUGACUAACAUCAUCUGCUUGCUCUAUGUGGGCUGGGUGACCAACUACAUUGCCACGGUCUAUGUGAAAGUGCAGGAGCCGAUCUCGGAGAAAAAGUUAGAGGAAGACAAAGGGGACACGCUAAGGAUUAUAGAAAGGCUGGACCAUUUGGAGAAUGUCAUCAAGCAGCACAUACAAGAAGCACCUCUGAAACCAGAAGAAAAUCCUGCAGAAGCUUUCACUGAUUCAUCCCUCUUUGCUCACUGGGGUCAGGAUCUGAGCCCCGAGAACAGACGUAUUGCCCUUAAACAAUUCCAGUAUUAUGGCUACAAUGCUUACCUGAGUGAUCGUCUCCCCUUGGAUAGACCAUUGCCUGACUUUAGACCCAAUGGGUGCAAGAAUCUCACAUUUCCAGACAGUCUUCCUGAGGUCAGCAUUGUUUUCAUAUUUGUGAAUGAAGCUCUCUCAGUGAUUCUGCGUUCCAUUCAUUCUGCUAUUGACAGGACUCCUGCUCAUUUGCUGAAAGAGAUUAUUUUAGUUGAUGACAACAGUAAUAAUGAAGAACUCAAAGAGAAGCUAACAGAAUAUGUUGAUGAGGUGAACACACGGAAGUCUGGGUUCAUCAAGGUGGUUCGACACAGCAAGCAAGAGGGGCUGAUUCGCUCUCGUGUUAGUGGCUGGAGGGCAGCCACGGCUCCCGUAGUUGCACUCUUUGAUGCACAUGUAGAAUUCAACGUGGGAUGGGCUGAACCGGUACUAACCAGAAUCAAGGAAAACAGAAAAAGAGUCAUUUCGCCAUCAUUUGAUAACAUCAAAUAUGACAAUUUUGAAAUAGAAGAGUAUCCUCUGUCUGCACAAGGGUUUGAUUGGGAAUUAUGGUGCCGAUAUUUAAACCCACCAAAGUCAUGGUGGAAGUUGGAAAACACAACUGCUCCUAUAAGGAGCCCUGCACUAAUUGGAUGCUUCAUAGUAGACAGAGAAUAUUUCCAAGAGAUUGGUCUGCUAGAUGAAGGCAUGGAGGUCUAUGGAGGUGAAAACGUAGAACUUGGAGUCAGGGUAUGGCAGUGUGGUGGCAGCGUUGAAGUUCUUCCUUGCUCUAGGAUUGCCCACAUUGAACGAGCUCAUAAGCCGUAUACAGAAGACCUCACUACCCAUGUCCGAAGAAAUGCACUCCGGGUGGCUGAAGUCUGGAUGGAUGAAUUUAAAAGCCAUGUUUAUAUGGCAUGGAAUAUUCCUCAAGAGGAUUCUGGAAUUGACAUUGGUGAUAUUUCUGAGAGGAAAGCCUUGAGGAAAAAGCUGCAGUGCAAGACCUUUAGGUGGUACCUUGUCAGCGUAUAUCCAGAAAUGAGAAUGUACUCAGACACUGUUGCCUAUGGAGUGCUGCAGAAUUCUCUGAAAAGUGAUUUGUGCCUUGAUCAAGGGCCAGACACAGAAAAUAUUCCGAUCAUGUAUAUCUGCCAUGGAAUGACGCCACAGAACGUAUAUUACACAGCUAACCAGCAGUUCCAUGUGGGUGUUCUAAGUCCUACCAUUGAUGAUGAUGACAACAGAUGCCUGGUAGAUGUGAACGGCAGACCCCGACUAAUUGAAUGCAGUUAUGCCAAAGCCAAAAGGAUGAAGCUUUACUGGCAAUUUACUCAGGGAGGUCCAAUCCAGAACAGAAAAUCCAAACGUUGUCUGGAGCUGCAGGAAAACAGUGAUAAUGAAUUUGGAUUUCAGCUAGUUUUACAGAAAUGUUCCGGCCAGCGCUGGUCUAUCACAAACAUCCUGAAAAGCUUGCCAUUAUAGACUUUCAGGAAAAAUAACAACAAUCCUUCUACACAAUUCUCUUGCUACUGUGUAGCAACCGUUUGCAAUGUUGCCUGCUGUACUGUAUUUUUUUUCUUCCUCUUUUAACCUUUGUGUGUGCGUGUAUGAGUGGCUGGGUGUUGGAUUUGUGGGCUGAGAAAAGAGAUUUUUAUUUCAUAAUGACAUUUUCAUGGCAUUUAUAGAGAGAUGCUGAAUGACAGGUAAUGGUAGAAUAUCUUAAAAUAUUUUGCAACUGUAAAUAGGGAACAAAUGGAGAAUAUUUAUAACUCGGACAAUAAAAUUUUAUUGAUUAAAAACA